AUGGUUGAUAUACGACCAAAUUUAAAUAAUCUGUCAAUUAAAUCUUCUUCGAUAUUGCAUAAUUAUACCAUGCCAACAUUAUUGAAUCAAGAUGAUACGUCAACUACAUCGUCCAUAAAAUUUAAUCAAUUGAAAGGUUCAAUUCCUUCUCAUAAUCUAAAAUCAACAAUAGUUUCUUGUUCAAACACUCCAUAUGUAUUCUUAUAUGGAGGUUUUGAUGAAAAUGAUGCAUUAGAUGGAAAUGUUUAUUUGUUAAAUAUAGAGACGAUGGAAUGGGAAAUUGAUAGAAAGAAUGGAGUUGAAGGAUUGUAUAGAGAGGGUCAUCUGGCUGUAUAUGUCAAUAAUGGAAACGUAUUAAUUUUUGGUGGGCUACCGUUUGACGAUGAAGUAUUUGACAAUAACCAACACAAUCAUAAUAGUAAUUCCACUAGUUUCAACAAAGACAGUUUGAUGAUGAUAUAUAAUGUUUUCGACAAAAAAUGGAUUGGCCCACCUCCUUUUGCUUUGAAUAAUGCUCCCAAAUCAAGAUCACGUCAUGCAUGUUGUUUAAGUGAAGACAAUUCUAAAUUAUUUAUAAGUGGUGGAAUAGUGAAAACAAAUCCAGUAAGCGAUUUAUACUGCUAUGACUUAACAACUGGUUCAUGGUAUGGCCCUUUUCUGUUUGUUCCAAGAUUCGAUCACACAAUUGUUUACAACAAUGAUAGAAUUUAUUCAUUUGGUGGAUUAGAUAAAGAUAUGAAUCACGUAAAAACAAUUUCGUAUUUUUCAUUCAAGGAUAACUCAAUUGCUGAAAUUUCAAUAUCUAAUUUGAUCACAAAUAAUUUGAAUUAUUUGCAUUAUGAUUUAUUUGUUUUACAUUACAAGAAGGAACAAGGCUUGGUGUUAUUCGUUAACUUACCAACUUGGAAUUCAAACAGUGGUGUUGAUAUAAUGAGUAUGAACUUGAAAACUUUUGAGGUGGAAGUCUUGUAUAGUCAAUUGGACUUACAAAAUUUCAUAAAUGAUGAUACUAAUGGAGUAAUAAAUCUAAUGGACAAGAAUACGAUAAAGUACACUUGGAACUGUGCCUUUAUUAGUGAUGAUGGCGUAUUAUUCGUCUUGGGUAAUCGAAAACGCCAAUUUUCUCAGCUAUUUGGUAACGUGAUAACAAACAAUGGCAGUAUUGAAAGUGAGUCUGAUAGAUUUAUAAUUGAUCAAGAACCAUCCGAAGAAGACGAUGAGCUAAUGGAUCUGAGUAGCAAAUUGUCCAAUAUCAUUAGAAUUGAUUUGAAAGGUGUAGCUAAAAGAAACCCCACACAUAGUUUAUCACAAGAUUUAGAAACGUUAUUCAAUUCAAAAUUCGAAACAGAUUUUGAAAUCAUAACGUUAAAAGAUGAAGAAUCAAAGUUUAAAUUUGAUAACUCCGAGCUUAAUCAUGAGACAAAAAGUAUCAAGGUCCACAAAUCGGUUUUAAUUGCAAGAUGGCCACAUUUUAAACGAAUGAUUUUUAGUGGAAUGAAUGAAGAACGAGAAUCAAAGGUUAUGAUACCCGAGACAUAUUCAAAAACUGAAGCAUUAAUCUAUUAUUUGUAUACUGGAAAGUUGAGAAUUCAAGAUCAUCAAUUCAAAAUUUCAGACUUGUCAGGGUUGUUGGUGAUUGCAAAUUUAUAUCAACUACAAGAUUUCAAGUAUUUGCUAUUAUCAGAGUUAUAUCCACAAUUUGAUAAAUUUCAAAGAAAUUUCAAUAAUAACAAGGACAAUGAUAUCACAGAGCUAUUACAAUUAUGGAAAGACCUAACUUUAUCUAAUGAAAGUCUAUUCAAUACUAAAGUCUUGAACCUCAUUAAAUCUAAAUGGAAUCAAAUAAUUAAAUCAAAAACAUUCUUAAAUCUAGAUAAAGUUGAUAUCAUCAAAUUGUGUCAAGAUACGAAUGAUUUACUUGUUUCACCUUUGAUACCGGAGAGUCAAAUGUGUAUAAGACAAGGUUUUAAUUUGCAAAACAACAGCCAACCCAAUUCUGGCACUUCAAGUAAUCCAGAGACUCAAUUUACUCAAUCUUCAACCAUUUCUGAAUUAAAAUCACCAAGUCGAAACUCAUUGGCCUCCUUAGACUUGACUAAUAAUCCAGACACUCCAAUCCGAAAUACAAAUUCACCGUUUUUGAUUGACUCGCCGGCGAAUCCAUCAACUACAUAG
Molecule: messenger RNA, 2175 nt
Organism: Lodderomyces pseudojiufengensis
Lineage: Eukaryota; Fungi; Ascomycota; Pichiomycetes; Serinales; Debaryomycetaceae
Exons: 1
Coding region: 1-2175 (724 amino acids)
Cellular component (GO): cell cortex of cell tip
Molecular function (GO): protein binding
Source: RefSeq, a predicted model, not a curated record